Molecule: messenger RNA, 441 nt
Organism: Cannabis sativa
Lineage: Eukaryota; Viridiplantae; Streptophyta; Magnoliopsida; Rosales; Cannabaceae
Exons: 2
Coding region: 1-441 (146 amino acids)
Molecular function (GO): zinc ion binding
Source: RefSeq, a predicted model, not a curated record
AUGGAUGAAGUUAGGAAGAUCCUUCAGGAUCUUACUGCUGAGAGGCAGCUUUAUCAGGAGGCAGCUGAGCGCCGGGAGGCCAUUGCCAAAGCCAAUGAGGAAGAGGCCAAGCGGAGGGAAGCGCAGGCGGAGGUUGAAGCAAUAACUACUAUACUAUACCAAGUAAAAGUGGUAGACAAAGGGGAUUUUACUAUAAACUUACUUGACAAGACAUGUACAUGUAGAAGGUUCCAACAAGAUCAGAUACCAUGUGCACAUGCAAUAGCAGUUUUUGCUAAAAGAGGACUAAAAACUUAUGACUAUGUGGCUGACUACUACAAAACAUCAACUAUGAGAGCAACAUAUGAUACAACCGUACAUCCUCUACCUAAUGAAAGUGAAUGGAGACUACCUGAGAGCUUGGAAAAGAUUGUGAUGCCACCAAAAACAAAAAAGACCUGA